This is a messenger RNA of Alligator mississippiensis (American alligator), 2691 nucleotides long. RefSeq names its product sphingosine kinase 1 (gene SPHK1). The record is from RefSeq and is a predicted model, not a curated record. Gene Ontology annotation, cellular component: cytoplasm; membrane; intracellular membrane-bounded organelle. NCBI's taxonomy places the organism in Eukaryota, Metazoa, Chordata, Crocodylia, Alligatoridae. Gene Ontology annotation, biological process: negative regulation of apoptotic process; cellular response to growth factor stimulus; sphingosine biosynthetic process. The coding region runs from base 114 to 1727 and encodes 537 amino acids. The transcript has 5 exons.
UCCAACAGCCCAAAAGUCAGGGCCGGCCCUCCCCACAGCAGUCAGUGGCAAAUGACAGCAAUCCGCUGCCUCUCUCAUUCUCACUCUCAGUAGGUGCUGCUAAAUGAGCCGGGAUGGAUGGCUGGCAGGGCCCAGAGGACAGCUCCCUGCAGCCGGGCUCUGCAGAAGUUUUGCUCCGUGGCCAGUUCCCGCUGGUGCCAGCGCUGAGACACAGCUGUGCCCUCACUCUCACUCGCGGUGGAGAGCUGCACAUCCAGGGAGUGGAGGCUGGUCUGGACAGCCUGAGCACGGUGCUGAAGCUGGCAGACUGCAUCGGCUGCUGCUCCUUCAGAGGCGGAGAGACCCAGGAGCCAGCAGCCUAUUUCUCCAUUUUCUGCUACCCCUUCAAGAAGGGCUGGUGGGAUUCCUCAGCGUCCAGGCAGAGGGUGGUUAAGACUUUCCAGGUCUCCCGGUCUCAGGAUGUAGAGGAAAAUCUCAAGCUAGCUGAGACCUGGGCUAAGAAAAUCAGGGAGCUCUCCCUUCCCAAGAUCCCAAAACAGGAAGGGGUGACUUACGACCUCCUGCCACGUCCCUGCCAAGUGCUGGUGCUCCUCAACCCCCAGAGCGGAACGGGCCGCGCGCUGCAGCUCUUCCACUCCCACGUGAAGCCGAUGCUGACGGAGGCGAACAUAGCAUUCACCGUGUUUGUGACGGAGAGACCCAACCAUGCUCAUGACUUUGUGCAGAAUGGUGACCUGUCCAGUUGGAACGCCCUGGUGGUCAUGGCUGGAGAUGGCCUGAUGUUCGAGGUGGUGAAUGGACUGAUGGAGCGACAGGACUGGGAGUCUGCCCUCAAGAAGCCACUCUGCAUUUUGCCAGGGGGCUCUGGGAAUGCGCUGGCUGCUUCAAUCAAUCACUACGCUGGGAAUGAGCCUGCCAUCAAGGAGGAGCUGUUGACCAAUUGCACCUACAUCCUCUGCAAGGGUCUGCACACACCAAUGGACCUGGUCUCCCUACGCACUGCCUCCGGCAAGCGCCUCUUCUUCUUUCUCAGUUUUGGCUGGGGCUUCAUCUCAGAUGUGGACAUCACCAGCGAGAGGUAUCGCAAGCUGGGCAAUGCCCGCUUCACCAUGGGCACCGUCCAGUGCCUGGCCAAACUGGAGGUCUACAAGGGGCGUCUCUCCUACCUGCCUGUGGGGGAGACCUCUGCUUCUUCAUCUCCCUACAGGGAACAGAGCAGCUCCUCAGGGCAAAGUGGCCACCACACCUGCUACAGAAAUGGCCACCCCAGCCACAUCCUCCCCCAGACAGUCCCAGGGAUGUCCCAUGUCCCUGAGGGGACCUGGCCAGAGGACUCCCUCCUUGUCCCCUUUAACCAGCCAGUCCCAAAGCACUGGACUGUGGAGCCAGAGGAGGAGUUUGUCUCCAUUUUUGCCAUUUACCAGUCUCACCUGGGAGCAGACUAUGUCAUGGCCCCGAAGGCCAAGCUUCAUGAUGGCUCUAUUCACCUGUUUUACUUGAAGGCCGGGGUCUCCAGGACAGCGCUGCUCAAAUUGUUUCUAGCUAUACAGAAAGGGACCCACAUGGACUUAAACUGCCCCCAGCUUCGGUACAUCCCCGUGAGAGCCUUCCGUAUCGAGCCCUUUGUGGCUGCUGGCCUCAUGACUGUGGAUGGCGAGAUGCUACCCUGUGAGCCGGUUCAAGGGCAAGUGCAGAACCAACUCUGCAGGAUCAUCGGUGGCCCCUGAUUCCACCCCCAAGACCUUGAAAAUAAAAUAGUUCCAAAAGGCUUUGAUCGCGUGCGUCACUGAGCCCCCGGGGUGCUGGGACACAGGACAGGCUGGGAGCACCGCAGGGAAUAUUUAUGCACCUUGCUACUCCAAAGCAUCCUUUUCCUUUUAGAGUAGUUCUCAGGGGCCUCUGGUUUUCUCUUUGCCCAGUCCUGGUCCCUCCCCUGCCCAGAACGAUGACUAUUUUGCCACCUGAUGACAUGCACUUUAUGGAAACCUCUUUCUUACUUUCCUCACUCAACUUGGAAGUGAGAAGAGAGGCAUCCAAUGGGCACAGCCUGCUGGAAGGGUCAGGCAGGUCUGGCCAAACAGUUUUUAUAGGGAAGUGAUGCAAGGGACUCGGGGCUCCUGGGUUGCAGUUGAUGCUGGGGAAUAUAUACAGAAGUGGGACACAUCACUUACCAGAGCAGAUUAGCAGGUACAAAGGCAUUUCCUUCCCCUUCACCUCAGCAAUUUCAAUACUGGACUGACUUCUGCACCCAGAAUGACCUAACGUGGCAGGGAUUCAGCAGAUAAGACCAGACAUCUCACCAGACCAAAGUGUCCUUACAGUACAGGCCUCCUCUGAAGGGAAACAAGGAACAGAACUGCAAGGAGAAAGCCAGUCUGCUCCCUUCCCAGAGCUCACCGCACAUACUCGAGGCACCAUUCCCUUCCUCCAACGCAAACACCUCCGCCGAGUAGACCCUGGACACCAUGCCUGUCUCCAAUGCCAGCCGAUGCCAAUUGCUCCAAAAUCACCGGACCCUUGGGGAAAUGAAAUGGCUCGAGCAGAAACAAUGAACUUUUGGGACCAACGUUUGCGACAGUAAAUCAAAACUUUUAUUUUAUUUUUUAAAUAUUUCUAUCAAGAGCUCCCUGUAGCUGCUGAGUAUAUUCUUAUGAGAAAAAGCACAAUAAAGAUCUAGCUUUUGCUAAACUA